GCGUGCAGCAGCAGCUGACACAGGUCGUCCACAUUCAGGCGACCAGGUCCGCCUUCGCUGCUCUUCGCGAGGAUGGAUCUGUGGUGGCUUGGGGUUCGCCUGGUGACGGCGGGGACUGCCAUUCCGUGGCUGACCGGCUGGUCGCUGUGUCUGAGAUCCAGGCAGCUCGCGGCGCAUUUGCCGCCCUCCUGGCGGAUGGCUCUGUUGUGUGUUGGGGACAAGAGGAUCGGGGAGGAAACUGCGCUGCAGUUCAGGAGCAGCUACUGGAUGUGCAGCAAAUUCAAGCUUGCUCAGACGCCUUCGCAGCGAUCCGUCGGGACGGAACUGUUGUCACCUGGGGCCAUCCACCGUGCGGGGGUGACAGCAGCUCUGUGCAGAGCCAGCUCAAGGAUGUUUGGAGCAUUCAGUCCACUGGCACGGCUUUUGUGGCGACGUUGCGGCUGUGUUCGUGGAGACUUGCGCACGGAUCAUGGACGGGGCUACAGGCAUCCCGCCUGGAUGCGCCAUGCAGCAUGGCCUGCAGCUUCUGGCGCCACGAACAUCCAGAGGAACAGCCGGAGCGGGACUUUCUCAACGUGAGAACUAGAGAUAUGUGCCCUUCGACAAUGCGAAUCCAGAGAUCGCCGCCCUUUUGGAGUUCUCAAUACUGCGGCGAAGCGACCAUGCAGACCGAAGUCGACGAAGCCCGAAUGCUGGUGUCUCACGAUGCGCCGACGAGGACGGUCGCCAAGGUCCCGCGGGGUGGAUCUGAUGGUUUUGCCGAAACCCGAAUCUUAGAAUUUAGGGUUUAG
Symbiodinium necroappetens is the source of this 791-nucleotide messenger RNA. Lineage: Eukaryota; Dinophyceae; Suessiales; Symbiodiniaceae. The record is from the annotation of a GenBank genome assembly.